CACCCCUCCCCCAACAGCACCCCGUUAACCCUCUCCUCCCCCCUCUUCUCUACCGACCUCUUCCAAUCCCUAUUUAUUUAUAGGUGUGGAGGAGGAGGAGGGGGGGUCCCUGCAGAAAAUUAGGAGGGGGGGAGGGUGAAAGCAGGAGUGGAUUUUACAUUCAUGAUUAUGGGCGACAAGAAGAGCCCGACCAGGCCAAAAAGGCAAGCCAAACCUUCAGCGGACGAGGGUUAUUGGGACUGCAGCGUGUGCACCUUCCGGAAUACGGCAGAGGCGUUCAAAUGCAGCAUCUGCGAUGUCCGAAAAGGAACCUCUACCAGGAAACCAAGGAUAAACUCUCAAUUAGUGGCACAGCAGGUUGCUCAGCAGUAUGCCACCCCACCUCCACCCAAAAAGGAGAAGAAAGAGAAAAUGGAAAAGCCCGAGAGAGAAAAAACCGAGAGGGAGAAAUACGACAAAGAGAAACCAGAAAAGGACAAGCUGGACCGGGAAAAGCUGGAUCGAGAGAAGUUUGACCGCGAGAAGCUGGACCGGGAAAAGUUUGACCGCGAGAAACUCGAUCGAGAAAAGUUUGACCGCGAGAAACUCGAUCGAGAAAAGUUUGACCGCGAGAAACUCGACCGGGAAAAGAUCGAUCGAGAGAAGCUGGACAGGGAAAAAUUAGACAGGGAGAAACUAGAAAGGGAAAAAAUAGAGCGCGACAAACUGGACAGGGAAAAACUGGAUCGCGAGAAACUCGAUCGAGAAAAGCUGGAUAGAGAUAAACCGGAGAAAGAGAAAAUCGAAAAGGAGAAGCCAGAGAAAGAACAGAAAACGGACAAAGAGAAGCCCGAAAGAGAGAAGGAAAAAAGCGCUCGGGACGUCAGCUCAAGUGUUGUGAAAAAGACUGCUAAUAAAAAGACCAGGCCAAAGUCAGACAUAUUACGAGAUCCACCCAAUGAAGCCAAUAGUCUUCAGUCUGGAAACACCACGACGAAGAUCACCAACUUUAAUCACAGCUCUCGACCCGGCAAGAUAGAAAGAUCUAAUAAUACCCAAAUAAACAGUCAAUCAGGAAGAGCUCAUGUGCACGCUGAUAAAUAUUACGGAAUGGGACGAGUUUUAAGCACAAGAGCACAGAGCCUCCACGGCAGACCCCGGCUGAAAAACGUGGACCGGAGCACCGCGCAGCAGCUGGCGGUAACGGUGGGAAACGUGACCGUAAUAAUCACAGACUUUAAAGAAAAGACUCGUUCGUCCUCCACGUCUUCGUCCACCGUGACGUCCAGCGCGGGCUCAGAACAGCAGCAUCAGAGCAGCUCCGGCUCGGAAAGCACAGACAAGGGGUCUUCCCGCUCCUCGACCCCGAAGGGUGACAUGUCUGUGGUGAACGACGAGUCUUUCUGAGGAGGAAAAAAAAAUGCAAAACAACAACAACAAAAAUCAAUAA
This is a messenger RNA of Spea bombifrons (plains spadefoot toad), 1429 nucleotides long. RefSeq names its product RING1 and YY1 binding protein (gene RYBP). NCBI's taxonomy places the organism in Eukaryota, Metazoa, Chordata, Amphibia, Anura, Pelobatidae. The record is from RefSeq and is a predicted model, not a curated record. Gene Ontology annotation, cellular component: nucleus. Gene Ontology annotation, molecular function: transcription coregulator activity; DNA binding. The transcript is spliced from 6 exons. The coding region runs from base 163 to 1386 and encodes 407 amino acids. Gene Ontology annotation, biological process: positive regulation of DNA-templated transcription.